This is a messenger RNA of Staurois parvus, 631 nucleotides long. NCBI's taxonomy places the organism in Eukaryota, Metazoa, Chordata, Amphibia, Anura, Ranidae. The record is from the annotation of a GenBank genome assembly.
CAGCACAACAUCAGCAGGAGGAGGAGGAGAGGCUCCCCCCACUGCAGUCAGGCCAGGAGGAAGAUCUGGAUCUUUUGGACCUGGAUGCCCCAGCUGGGGGAGAACAGUCUGCAUCUGAUGUUGGGCCAACAUUGAUGCAGCUGGAUCGGCACCCCAUCCACCUGGACACAGCCCCCUUCUCGAGCUUGGGGAAAGGCUGUUGUUCCAUAUGGAUAGAUUAUGGGAGCAAAGGAGGCUUUCUAAUGUGCCCACUAAUCUAGAAGGUUUACUGGGGCUCCAACAGACAACCCUGCUUGAACUUGUCACUGCAGUCCGGGCUCACACUGCAGUGCUGCAGGAAAACACUGCAGUGCUGCAUGAUAUCCGGGCCUUAUGUCAAGCAGGGCUUGAUCAAAAUGCACCUUCAACCAGAGGCUCACAACCCCUGUGCAGUAGUUGUUUGGAGCCAAUGCCAAGGGUGCCACACAGUUCUCCUGCUGAAAGUGGUGGGGAAUCAGCAGGGGAACAAGCUUUGGAGGUGCCGAUUUUGGAACCACCCACUCUGGUGCAGCCCCCUCAAGAAACCACACCACAAGUCCAGUAUGCCUCCUUCCCCAUGCCUCACACUUCUGCACCUUUCUCACAUUCAACU